Messenger RNA from Phycodurus eques (leafy seadragon), 2028 nucleotides. RefSeq names its product 11-beta-hydroxysteroid dehydrogenase type 2-like. Gene Ontology annotation, molecular function: oxidoreductase activity. Lineage: Eukaryota; Metazoa; Chordata; Actinopteri; Syngnathiformes; Syngnathidae. The record is from RefSeq and is a predicted model, not a curated record. The coding region runs from base 185 to 1294 and encodes 369 amino acids. The transcript is spliced from 5 exons.
CACAACAGCGAGUGAGAAGCGUGCACGUCGCGCGCGCGCGCGCUCUAUAAAGCGAGUGAGUGAGCGGCCGCUGAGCGUUCAGUGCGGCGAGCAGGCGGAAGAGGCAAGGCCGGCGGACAGCGAGCGCGUGCGGCAGCCGCACGCCCAUUCGCGCACGAGGUCAAAGUUGAGCGCGGCGUGGGCAAUGGACGACUGGGCCGUGCCGUGGUGGAUGUUGGCCGCGUGGGCGAGCGUGCUGACCCCGCUGCUGGUGGGCUUCCUCCGCUCCCGCGACAGAAACAAGGACAAACUGCUGCCUGCUUGCGGGAAAGCGGUGGUCAUCACAGGCUGCGACUCCGGCUUCGGGAAGGCGACGGCUCGCCAUCUGGACUCGGCGGGCUUCCGGGUGUUCGCGACGGUGCUGGACGCGAGCGGCGAGGGCGCCGGCGAGCUGCGGCGGACGUGCUCGGAGCGACUCGCGCUGCUGCAGCUGGACAUCACGCAGCCGCAGCAGGUGCGGCGGGCGCUCGGCGAGGUUCAGGCGCAGCUGGGACCCGAAGGUCUGUGGGCCCUUGUGAACAACGCGGGCGUGUGCGUGAACUUCGGCGACAUCGAGCUGUCUCCCAUGUCCAACUUCCGCGGCUGCAUGGAGGUCAACUUCUUCGGAACGCUCAACGUCACCAAAAGCUUCCUGCCGCUGCUACGACGGGACAAAGGGCGACUGGUCACCGUCUCCAGUCCGGCCGGCGACCAACCGUUUCCGUGCUUGGCAGCGUACGGCGCGUCCAAAGCCGCGCUCAACCUUUUCAUGGACACGCUGAGACACGAGCUGACGCCCUGGGGAGUCCACGUCUGCACCAUCCUGCCUUCGUCCUACAAGACGGGUCAGUGCAGUAACACGGCGUACUGGGAGGCCCAACACCAGGAGCUCCUGGGUUCUCUUUCUCCGGCGCUUCUGGAAGACUUUGGCGAGGACUACGUGGGCGAGACCAAGGAACUGUUUCAACAAUUCGCUCGCCACGCCAACCCGGACCUCAGUCCCGUGGUGGACGCCAUGGAGCGGGCGCUACGGGAACCGCGGCCGCGGGUGCGCUACUUCGCCGGCCCCGGCGUGGGUUUCAUGUACCUGGUCACCAGCUACUUCCCCGCCGCCCUCAGUAACAGAUUCCUGCAGAGUAUUUUCGUCAAGAAGAGGCUGGCGCCCCGGGCGCUCAGGAAGGAGGCGGCCGCCGCCGCCAGCCUCGGGAAGGAGACCGCCGCCCACCGACGCCACGACAGCAAUAACAACGACGACGAGACGGACAAAGCCAAGUAGCCGCUUUGACUAUGUGACAGCAGCGCCGAUAGAUGAGGCGCUUUAAGACCGAGACUUUCUUGGCGUGCGCUGACAUAGACGAGAUUUUGUAUGGACUGUUGAUUUGUGGAAUAUUAUCUGCCCAAAUCAACUAGUGUCUUACUAUGGAGGACAAAGAGUGUACUAGUAGAUGGGGCCCUGAGAUGGAUAUGGGUAUGCUCAAGCAGGUUUCUAUAGAUCAUUUAUUGCCGCUAAAAACUUCUCGUUUGUCAAUAUCUGGUUCUAGAAGUUCGACAUGGACUAAUUCUGGUUCUUCAAGUUGUGCUUCUCGAGGUUGUAGUUCGACCAGGUGUGGUUCUUCAGGUCGCGGUUCAAGAAGUCGUCGUGAUUUUAGUUCUGGUUCUAGACCUUUUAGUUCAAGGCGAGCCGGUUCUAGAAGUUGAGGUCUUAAGUCCUAGUUCUCGAAGUGACGGUUCAUAAGGUUGCUGUUGGAAAAGUUGCGGUUCGAGAAGCCGGACGGCUCAACCGACUCCGCCCGUGUGGGGCGUCGGGAGUUUUUAAAAGGAGCGCCGGCCCCCCAGCCUGUUUUCACAAGCGCAACAAGAAGUCACGCUUGCUGCAAUAAAACGGCGAAUAUUUAUAGCAAACUCUACCUUUCCACUUUUAACACUCAAACUGUGAAUUUUGUAUCAAAACAAUUGAGAUUUUUGUUUUGGUGUUCAUUCUUUUCUUGAAUUAAAGUCUUUUUCCCCACA